UGCCCUUUUAGACUGAGUGUAUUAAUUGCUUGAAUGGGAGGAUCACAUGUGACGUUUACGUAGAAGGCCUGGGCUCACAGUAAAAGGAAAGUAUGCUGGCUCCGCCCACAUUACACUAGAACUCAGCAGCUUUGGCAGCUGGAGAACCGGCUCACUUUUCAGCAACUGCAAUUCAUUGCAAAAGAAGCUUCACAACAAGAUAAAAUGACAGCUGAGUACUUCACAUAUAAAGGUGUCAAUUUUUCGCCAAUCUCCUACUCAGAAGAGGUUCUCAAUUUCGCAGAAAAUGAAUUCCAAGUGCUGGAUGAUGAUGUUUACAUAGUAACAUACCCUAAAUCAGGCACUAAUUGGAUGAUAGAGAUUUUGAGCCUCAUUAAGAAACAGGGAGACCCCAGUUGGUGCAAUAGUGUAAUCAUAUGGCUGAGGUCACCAUGGAUUGAAACUAAAGAGGGUCAGUCACAAAUUAAAGAUGUCCUCCGUCCAAGGGUACUUACCUCUCAUCUUCCAUGUCAUAUUUUUACCAAGUCCUUCUUCUCUUCUAAAGCUAAGAUAAUUUACAUUAUGAGGAAUCCUAAGGACAUCUUUGUAUCUCUGUUCUAUUUUGCUAAGAUGCUUUGUCUCUACAAGGACCCUGAAAGCUUUCAGAAAUACUUAGAAGACUUUCUGGAAGGAAAUGUUCUCUACAGCUCUUGGUUUGAUCAUGUGAAAGGAUGGAUGCAAUUGAAGGAUGACAGCAGAUUUUUCUUUAUCACAUAUGAAGAGCUCCAGCAGGACCUGCGGGGCAGUGUGUUGAGAAUCUGCAAGUUUAUAGGAAAGGAACUUAAUGAUGCAGCUAUUGACUCAGUUGUAGAAAAUUCCUCUUUCAAAGUCAUGAAAGAAAAUAAAAUGUCCAACUACAGCCUUACCCCACUGGAAUACUUGGAUCAUAGAAAAGGUUCCUUUAUGCGAAAAGGAAUCGUUGGGGAUUGGAAGAAUCAUUUAACUGUGGCUCAGAAUGAGUAUUUUGAUAAAGUUUAUCAAGAAAAGAUGAAAGAUCUGAAUAUUAAAUUUUUCUGGGAAGAAGUUUGAUAUCUAUAAUACUUUGAUUAUCUAAAAACUGUUUUGCAAAUUGAAUGUGCCUUCAAGAUUGACUUUUUGUAUUACAUGUUUUAUACUAUCCAGUUACUGUUUUGUAACAGCAUUAUGUGUUUUUACAAUAUUGUAAAUAAAAAUAAAGUUUUGAGUACAUUCUUGUACAGUCAAAGAA
This is a messenger RNA of Bombina bombina (fire-bellied toad), 1246 nucleotides long. RefSeq names its product sulfotransferase 2B1. NCBI's taxonomy places the organism in Eukaryota, Metazoa, Chordata, Amphibia, Anura, Bombinatoridae. The transcript is spliced from 7 exons. Gene Ontology annotation, biological process: sulfation. The record is from RefSeq and is a predicted model, not a curated record. Gene Ontology annotation, cellular component: cytoplasm. Bases 205 to 1068 code for a protein of 287 amino acids. Gene Ontology annotation, molecular function: sulfotransferase activity.